AUGGAGGCUGCACCUGCGCUCGAUGGACACCCGUCCGUCAAGACCGCGACGGCGCGAGUCGCGGUGGUAGGCGCGGGAAUCUCGGGGCUCGUCGCCGCGUCGAUACUCGCGGAGCGCGGGGCACACGUGGCGGUGUUUGAUUUGGGGAGGGGUCCCGGCGGUCGCAUGUCGCAGCGGAGGGAAAGUAUCGCCGUUCCGCCACUUGGCAGCUCUACCGAGGCAGCCGUCGAUUUGCCGAACGUAGAGGCCAGGUUCGACCAUGGUGCGCAAUAUAUCACCCUCAGCGACCCGAACGUGCUGUCGUUCCUGGAGCAGAGGUUCGGAGGGACGGGGGCGCUCGCGGAAUGGCAGGGGCGGUUCGGAGUUUGGGACGCGGAAAAAGGGGAAUUCACUCCAGAGGAGUUGGAGGACGCGGGGAGAGCGCAAGGGGGAGGAGAAGCGCACCAAGGGGGUAAUAUUGGUUUCGAGAAGCGGUUUGUGGGGGUACCUGGUAUGAACGCCCUCUGUCAAACGCUGCUUCUCCCCUCACACGCGGCUUCUGCCGCAAACAUCAACGCCAGAUUCGGAGUCCAGGUGGCACGAGCGGAUUGGCUAGAGCACAAAAACCCUACAGGAGUGACUGAUGUAGACGAGGGCACCCCUCUCUCUCCGUCUUGGGAGCUUUUCUCGGCUUCCGGAGAUUCCCUAGGUUGCUUCGACGGCCUGGUAAUUGGUGCGUCAUACCGAACCAUGCCUGUGCUCCUGCCCGACCUGCCAAGCCUAGCACAGGUUCGGCAGGCCCUGGCGGAGGUCCGGGCGUCGCCCAGGUUCGCGAUGAUGCUGGCGUUCGCCGAGCCUCUCAGCCACGUGGCGUUUGAUGGCGUGGAUGUGGUGGGGAGUGACGUGGUGGGGUGGAUUGGGAGGGACAGCAGCAAGCCGGGCAGAGCAAGGAGAGACGGAGGGCAAGACAGAGCAGAGCAGAGCAGAGCGGACCAGAGCAGAGCAGAAGAAGGGUAUCAGGAGGAGCAGUACCCAGAAUGCUGGGUGGUUCACUCCACUGCACUUUAUGCCUCCUCCCUCCUCGCCUCUGCCCCCCCUGGCCGCCCCUCCCCAGAGCUCCUUGCACGCGUGACAGAUGACAUGUGGCGCGCUGUGAAGCCGAUACUGCUAGGUGGCAGUGGGAGGGGAGGUGGUGAGAGUGUGGGAGGGGUGGAGGGGAACGAAGGGUUAGAGCCGAUUUUGAGGAAGGUGCACCGGUGGGGAGGGGCGUUUCCUGUAGCGGGGGUGGCUGCAGCAGGGGAGAAGUUCUUGUGGAGCGAAGGGGGCCGGGUGGCGGCGUGUGGGGAUUUCUGUGUGGGGGGUCCAAUGAGAGGGUUGGUGGAAGGCGCUGUGGCUAGCGGGGGAGGGCUGGUGGAAGGCGCUGUGGCUGGUGGCAUGGAGGCAGGGCGGAAGGUGGGUGAUGCUCUCUGGCUGGGAAGAUGUGCUCUGUGA
Molecule: messenger RNA, 1470 nt
Organism: Closterium sp. Naga37s-1
Lineage: Eukaryota; Viridiplantae; Streptophyta; Zygnematophyceae; Desmidiales; Closteriaceae
Source: the annotation of a GenBank genome assembly